AUGGAACUUCCAACGACAAUGGAGUCGCAUCAUCGACCAGAUGCAAUACGACCAGAACCUGGAUCGACGUUGAUUGUAAUUCACGAUUUCCCUGCCCGCAGUUCUGAUGAGCUCAGUUUAUCGAAAGGAGACCGAGUCGAAUUAAUAGAGCGAGAUGACGAAUUUGGGGACGGAUGGUACCUUGGUAGGAGUUUGGUAAACGGAUCGAGUGGUUUAUUCCCCGAAGUCUAUACCCGGUUAGCCCCUCGUGGAUCCCCUUCACAUCCAAAUCUUUCGACUGUUUCGAUAUCUCAACCAGGAGCUCUCCAACUUCCGUUGCCACAACAAUCUCUCCAAUCGAUUGCGCAAAGCGCCCCCGGUGAAUCUCCACCUCUGCUCGAAAUGCCGGAAGUUAUUCCAGAUAUUUUGUCACCCGGCAAAUCUUCCUCGUCUUUGACUUCGAUUGAACCUCCAAUGAAUGCUGCCGCAAAAAUAAUACCGCCAUUGAGUGCAGUGAGUGCGAGCUCAGCAGCAAAAUCCCAUGCCCACGGCCAGGAUAGUCCAGUCAUGAAUGAGACUUUGAGUGUGAUUGAUGAGCAUAUAACAGAUAUGAACCACAUUGUUGGUUCCGUACCAAAAACAAUCAACGACUCGGGAAGCGAAUAUAGUGGCCACCAGCCGGAUGCAAGAUUAUCAUAUAUCAAUGGCGAGGAAACGGACGAAGAAGAGGAAGAAUUACACACACUUGAAGAGGUUACAAUAUGGACACCCGAGCAAGUGGCAGAAUACUUGUUUACUGUAGGAGUUGAGAAGAAGCACUGUGAAGUUUUUCGAGAUCAAGAAAUCAGUGGGGAUGUUCUCUUAGGCAUGGAUCAAACAUCAGUUUUCUUGAAAGAAUUUGAAUUAGGUUCUGUUGGACGAAGACUGAAAACCUGGCAGAAGAUAAAAGCCCUUCAAGACGAAAUAAAUGGUGAAACUCCGACCAGAAGGAACACUGGUACAUAUGCUGGUAGUGAGAUUGGCUCUGAGGAUGGUGGUCAUCGCAGCCGUAGUGUUACUUCAUCAACAAUGCUACCAAGAAACCUCAGUUUGAGCAACCGACCUGGAUCAUCGUCAAACAACAUCCGACAAUCUCAUCAACGUGCCCCUAGAAACGACUCCAUUACAAACUCAUCUCCAAUAUCUCCCGGAACUUCACAAGGCAGCCCGAGAACCCCAGGCGAAAAGAGACCUUCUGCAGCAUCAAUUAGGGAUUUACAUCAUUCGAGACAAAGUUCUGUUGGUGAAUUUAGUACCACGAAUUCACUUAUGGGUGCCAUUGCAGCAGACAAAAGCCAAGGUAUAUCUACACACAGAAAGCAAGCGUCAUUUAACAAAGAUUGGUCCCUUGGUGAUGCAACAUCCGCCAUAUCUCAACGUCCCUUAUCUUCGAAUCGCCCCUUAUCCUCUGCUGGUCUCACAGAAAUUACCACCAAAGGAUCUGCAGAUCAGCCACAUGAAAUUACAGAGCCCCUAACUAAUUUAGAUACAGACCGGGGAUAUUUCUCGGGUGGUGAAUUGGAUGGUCGGCAGAGAAACGUUCUACGUAAGAGAGGUAGCACAGCUGGACACUCUAGAAAUUCGAGUUACACCGAUGAGCAAAGAUUGAGGACUGCAACAACAAAUUCAAGACAUUCCAGAUUUGGUAGUGUUGAUUCGACGAGAGAAACAACACCGCCUUCGGCAGCACAAAAGUACUACGGUUUAUCUGUAAAUGGUCGUCGCAGAACUCCUUCAGAAAGUUCUAUUAAUACACCUCCUCGACCAGUGCCACCCCCGAAGGACGAUUUUCCACUUGUCACCAGACUUCAACCAGAAACAUCUAUGGAUAACAUAAUGUCGCCAAAAUCUCCAAAAUCGCCCAGUCUUCGACAAGGUCAUCCUAGCGAUUGGUUGUUACCUGUCAAGCCGACAGGACCUUCUAGCCAUUUUAGUAUGCGCGCAAUCUCUGACGCUGUCACCGGUCGUGAGAAAUCUCGCAUUACUUCACCAACAGAGACUGUAUCAACGUCAACAAAAGAAUCUCCACUUCAAUCGCCAUCAAGGACCGGUUCAAGCACACCUUCGGGUGGCCCGAGCUUUGAACUAGAUCCGCCAGACGAUAAACUGGCUAUGAUUACUCCAAAGACAUCUAGGAAGAAGUCCAAGAAGGAAACUAGUGCUUAUACUCGGGGUUUGGAAAAGAAAACGCCUCAGGAACAAAUGGUUGGUGCAGAUUACAGCGGAUGGAUGAAGAAGAAAAGUUCAAAUCUUAUGACAACAUGGAAGCCUCGACUUUUCAUAUUGAAGGGCCGCCGGCUGUCUUAUUACUAUUCCGAGACUGAUGAACAGGAGAAGGGAUUGAUCGACAUUUCAUUCCAUCGAGUCUUACCAGCCGACACUGACCGCCUCACCGGUCUCCACGCCACUUUGACAGGUGCAACGAACAGCCCUACAAGCCCGAUUAAUGCGCAAGGAACCAUUGCAUCAGCGGAGGCAGACGCUGAACCGGAAUCCUCAUUAAGUAAAAGUGGUGGCGAUUCUAUGUUUAUCUUCAAACUCGUACCACCACGAACUGGUCUUUCGAAAGCCGUCAAUUUUACGAAACCCACUGUACAUUACUUCGCAGUGCCAAAUAUUAAACAGGGCAGAUUGUGGAUGGCCGCACUGAUGAAAGCUACUAUCGACCGAGACGAUUCCAAACCUAUAACCACGACUUACCAACAAAAGACCAUCUCCCUUGCCAGAGCUCGACAAUUGCGACAUCGUCCUCCAGCACUCAUGAAUCUUGAUGAGAAAGUCGAAGAAGAAGCUUUGAAAACUCCGGCAAGCGAUAAGCAUGGUCUCAAUAUACAAGGCAUCAUCUUUGAUCGUGAAACUCACGAGGGUGAUAGUGGUGUAUCUGGGGUAUCGAAACGAGAGAGUGCGAAUACGGGGACAAAUCAGGCACCAGAAAGCGCAGGCUUAAGUAAUACUUAUUCGCCAGAUAUCGAUGUUCCGGAACCACAGACUGCGUGA
Sclerotinia borealis F-4128 is the source of this 3015-nucleotide messenger RNA. Lineage: Eukaryota; Fungi; Ascomycota; Leotiomycetes; Helotiales; Sclerotiniaceae. The record is from the annotation of a GenBank genome assembly.